AAGUUAUAUUUAGUGACAGAAACAAUAUGUCUCGUAAAAGCUCAUCUGUGCAGCGUGCACCAACGACGGCUACACAAAGACUUAAACAGGACUAUCUUAGGUUGAAGAAAGAUCCAAUUCCAUAUGUCACUGCAGAACCCCUGCCAUCUAAUAUUCUUGAAUGGCAUUACUUGGUGUUAGGACCCAAUGACACACCCUAUUUUGGUGGUAUAUAUCAUGGAAAAUUAGUCUUUCCGAGGGAAUUCCCAUUCCGCCCACCUUCUAUAUACAUGAUCACCCCAUCAGGAAGAUUCAAAUGCAACACAAGAUUGUGCUUAUCGAUAAGUGAUUUUCAUCCAGAUACUUGGAAUCCUGCCUGGUCUGUAGGAACUAUUUUAACUGGAUUGUUAAGUUUCAUGGUCGAGGAUUCUGCCACAUUAGGUUCUAUUGAAACAUCACACUAUACAAAACGUCAACUCGCACUUCAGAGUGGACCAUUCAACUUGAAAGAUUCAGUUUUCUGUGAACUAUUUCCAGGAGUUGCCAAGGAAAUUAGAGCAAGUAUGAAUGCUCAAACAACAUCUCAGACAACAAAUGCUAAUGUAAGAAAUGAACAACAAUCAAACGCUGCAAAUGAAAGGGAGAGAGACAACCAAUCUAAUCUUGUAAAUUUAGUUAUUGUUGCCGGAGUUGCUCUAUUUGCUCUUGCAGUUAAUAGUGUUAUUCAAAGUUUAUGAAUAUUAUAUUUGUGAAAAGUUUAUAUCGCAAAUUUAACUUGAUAGAAACGAUAUAGAUCUUAUGAAGUACCGUACUUCCUACAGCCGUAAUAAGCCAACUCGUGCUAAAAAUAAUUUUGCUUAGAUGGCCUAAAUCACUGCACCUCUGUGCUUGUUUAUGUGAAUAAAUCUGCAAUGCUCAUUAAUUUGUUAAAGUAUAUUUCUGUAAUGACUGCUUACAUUAUUGCCGAAUAAUAGAUGUAUAUUAAUGACGCUUCAUCAAUAAGGUACAAUGUGAAACUUGAAUACAGAUAACAAAUAAUUACUAUGGUAUGAUGAAUCGUUAAUAUCGUUUUUAAUUUAUAUGGUAUUCUGAAAUUUUGAACCUUAAAAUAGUCAACCCAAUACUUAUAUUGUCAACACCAAUUGGAUAGGACUCCUCUGUUUCAUAUGACUAACACUAUUUGGAGGAAACUUAGAAAUGUCACUCAAUAAAUUCCAUCAGGAAUACAAAAAAUCAUCAAUGUUGCAUAUUGGAAUUGUUUAUCUUUGAAGGAGUAAUUUCAAAUCAUUUAUUGUUCAAUUGUAAGUUUAUUUUUUCGAUGUCCUGAUGAAAUCAUGGCAAUUUGUAUAAUUCGGUCAUUAUUCAACUGAGUAUUCAACACUCAUAUUUUUUGCUUUGCGACAAUAUUUAUCGAGUGUAUUGUAUUUUUCAUUGGCAAUCCAUAAAAGGAGUAUAAAUAUUAUGUUGUGGAAAGUUGAGAUUAUAACCCUGUUACUUGAGAUAACAUGUAGGUAUUUUAAUGGCCAUACCCAUGGGUUAAUUCAUUACAUACGACAACAAGGCUCACAAUUAUUAGUCAGCAUUGGUGAUAUUCUAGUCAAUUCGGAAAAAAUUAAGGAUUCGAUAUAUUUAAUAACGAAUCAUAUGUAUUUCACUGGUCAACUUUAUCUAACUUCCGUUUACCGUUUGACAAUGUGGUUAAAUUAUUUAGAUUACUUAACAUACAUUGAAUUUCCAUACAUGCUAACUUUUUUGUACACCUGAAUCGAGUGUUUUUUCUAUUGACUUCUAUGUUAUGUUUUAAAUAAAUUAGCAGUUCCAGGAGUGUGUAAGAGUAGCAUAUGUAAUGUAAUAGUAACAGUCUGUUUUGCUCCACUGUGAAUCAGUUUGCUAUGUUGUAUAUAGAAUAUAUGUGUAAAUAUCGUUUUACUUUGUUGAAAUGAGUUCCAAUUGGGCACCGUGAGUGAAUACAUUAUAUAGAGGAAUAUUUUUUUGAUUGGAAAAUAUUUUUGUCGUCACCUUAAUGGCAAUGUUGGUUAUGCCUCUUAUGUGUAUUUAUUUCUACAUAUUUUGAUGUUUUUGAUUUUCAAUUCGGACAAUGUAUCUGAAAACCGAACUAAAAAUUGCUUUGGGAUUUUGGGAUGUGGUACUUUAGUAGGUAUACUUUUGAAUCUGAAAGGGAGGGAACGUUUUUUGCCAGUUUAUUAUAAGAGUUUGUUUCUGUGUUUGUGAAGUGCAAAAAACAAAAAGGGAAAAUUUUGUUGAAUUUUCAAUCUAGUGACCAUUGAUUGCAGGUUUUGUGAUUUUCUUGUAUGUCCACACCACAUGAUUUGUCUUGUAUGUCCACAUUUGUUUUUUUCAAACCUUCAAAUUCUGUGCGAAUCUUUUAUUUCAUUAUCUUAUAUUUUGCGUUUGUAUCAUAUUAUGUCAUUAUGUAAAACAUUAG
Molecule: messenger RNA, 2425 nt
Organism: Styela clava
Lineage: Eukaryota; Metazoa; Chordata; Ascidiacea; Stolidobranchia; Styelidae
Product: ubiquitin-conjugating enzyme E2 J2-like
Source: RefSeq, a predicted model, not a curated record